CACAUGAAGCACAACAUUACCAUAAAUAUUGAGCAUCUUCAAGCAAACAAGAAUGGCUCCAGCGAACCCGUCCGCGCCGCCGACUGAAAAGACAUAUUUCGAGCAACAGCGAGAAUUACUCCUUGGAGACGUCGCUGCGAGUCUAGAAAAUGUCCUCCAAAAUCUCAAUCGAUUGAAUCGGAAUUUGGAGAGUGUCAUAUCGGUCGGGAAUGAAUUCGGCCAAGUCGAAGGCCUCUGGUCACAAUUCGAGAACGUCAUGGCGAAGGAACCUGAGCGAGAGGAA
This is a messenger RNA of Dissoconium aciculare CBS 342.82, 283 nucleotides long. RefSeq lists its product as uncharacterized. The transcript is spliced from 3 exons. The annotation marks the transcript as partial. The record is from RefSeq and is a predicted model, not a curated record. Gene Ontology annotation, cellular component: mitotic spindle pole body; spindle microtubule; DASH complex. NCBI's taxonomy places the organism in Eukaryota, Fungi, Ascomycota, Dothideomycetes, Mycosphaerellales, Dissoconiaceae.